Oncorhynchus masou masou (cherry salmon) is the source of this 699-nucleotide messenger RNA. RefSeq names its product transmembrane protein 14C-like. Lineage: Eukaryota; Metazoa; Chordata; Actinopteri; Salmoniformes; Salmonidae. Gene Ontology annotation, biological process: regulation of heme biosynthetic process. The transcript has 5 exons. The record is from RefSeq and is a predicted model, not a curated record. The coding region runs from base 16 to 453 and encodes 145 amino acids. Gene Ontology annotation, cellular component: mitochondrial membrane.
CAGACAAAUUAGGUUAUGCUGUCUGCCAUGUGGAGAAAAACUUCACUUCCCGUGGGGUCUUUGGCCGCGCGUCAUUGUUACGAUACGCACUACGAAGCAGCGGUGAAGGAUACGCCAACAGGAGCAAGAAUGACUGAUUGGGUUGGAUAUGGGUAUGCAGCACUCAUUGCAUCCGGAGGAGUGAUGGGCUAUGUCAAAGCACGCAGUGUCCCCUCCUUGGCGGCAGGUCUUCUCUUCGGCAGCUUAGCUGGGGUUGGUGCCUACCAGAUAUCGCAAGAUCCUACAAAUAUUUGGGUGUCUCUAGUCACAUCAGGAGCCCUGGCAGGUGUGAUGGGAAAGAGAUUCUAUGGUUCCAGGAAGAUGAUGCCUGCUGGAAUGAUGGCAGCAGCAAGUCUACUUAUGGUGGGGAGGCUGGGUGUUGGAAUGCUGCUGCAGAAGCCCCAGGAGUCAUAAUGCACUGAAAUGAAGAAGACGUUCACAGACACUGAUGUCAAAAUCACUAUCCUCUCAUGCUUUUCUACGGUCUUCAAUCACCAAGAAUAUCAGUCAGAUAUGUGAAUGUUAUUUUGGAAAAAUGUAUAAUUGAACACUGAUUUAUGAAAUAACAAGGACUGUCAUGUGUUUUUGUUCAUAUUGUUACGCAGAUUUGUCAUUACGUUACAAGAGAUAAAUGAACCGUGAAGUUGCGUAUAACGUUUA